GGUGCCUGGCGUCCAGGGUCAUUUCCUUUCAUAGCGACCACUGCCAUCCUUGCAUUAGCAUUUUCUCCGCUGUGGGGGUAACACUUGAGUGUGAGAGUGUGUGUGUGCUGGGUUGCUUGCACACUUCGGGCCUUAUUAUGCAGGGACUUGGGAAGACAGAGAGAGGGGAGCAGAUCCGAGACAUCGACCUGACGUCGCUGAGAUCCACCAUGCCAGCCAGCGGGCCCCUGCAGGGAGGUUCACCCUCUAAUCUGAACAUGAACCUGUAUGCUACGAAGAAGACAGCGUCUGAGGGCAUGUUGGACAUCGCUCUGUUCCUGGCUAACAUCACACACAUGAAGACUGUCAUCGAACAGGGAGCUGGAUACAGGUACUACGUUGCUGUCCUGGUACUCAUCUCCUUCUCCUUGGCCCUGCAGAUAGUGGCUGGAGUCCUGAUCAUCAUCAUUGCCCGCAGGGACCUGAACGUGGUGUCCAAUCAGAAACGUCUGGACUACCUAAACAACCUUGCUACAGGCGUCAUCUUCGUCACCACAGUGAUAAACUUCUUCGUCAGCUUCUUCGGCUCUAAGAGGACUGGCUUCUUCCGCUGGCUGCUGGCUCGACUCCACUUCUGACACACCCUCAUAAACUCACACAUCAACAUGUUGAUUCAAAGUUUAUAUUCACAAUUCUGCAUAAGAUCAAAUAUCACUUCUCAUUUAUUUGAUCCUUUUUAUAAUGUAUUCACAUUGUAAUCCAACUAAAAUAUUUCCCCUUUAACCAACAAAAUAUCUAUGUAUAUGCAUUAUUUUAUUUUAUGCAAUAACAUAGUUUGCAUAAACUCUGCAUGGGUUCAAGUAUGUGUUUUGACAACAGUUUUAGUGUCCCCAUUGUUUGGUUAGUGGUUAAAAAAAGUGUAAUAUAUUUUCUUCUGAAAACGAGUUUGAUUUAGAAAAGGAUUCUGUGGUUCAAUGCCAUAAAUAGAGAAAAAUAAGAGAUAUCCCUUGAUUAUGUAUAUAAGAGCUGAAUAAAUCUAGUAAUUUAACUAAA
Messenger RNA from Gymnodraco acuticeps, 1032 nucleotides. RefSeq names its product ninjurin-2-like. The transcript has 4 exons. Gene Ontology annotation, biological process: tissue regeneration; cell adhesion. NCBI's taxonomy places the organism in Eukaryota, Metazoa, Chordata, Actinopteri, Perciformes, Bathydraconidae. Gene Ontology annotation, cellular component: membrane. The record is from RefSeq and is a predicted model, not a curated record. Bases 138 to 617 code for a protein of 159 amino acids.